AUGUUCGGCUCAAAAGUGAUUGCCCUUAGAUGGAUUAAGAUUUGUAGCGCUAGAGCGGUUAGAUCUUGGGUAGUUGGUCUGGGCGUUUUUCUGAUUUUACUGGCUGGUGUUGAUAGUGUUGACAUGCCAAUGAGUCAACCAUGGCAUAAUACCAGCAAUACGUAUGAAAUGGAUCUAAUACUUCAAUGGGUGCCGCCACUUCUUGCUGAGGUGGCCCAAAACUUGAAGUUGAUUGGCUUUACAACUCACCUGCAUCCGGAAGAGCUCCGAACUAAACCCUAUAUUCCUCCUAACACCAGUAAGCCUACCCUGAAUUCAAAUGUACUUUCAAACACGCCUGAGUAUGUGGUAGAGUAUCCACCAGAUAUCCACAUCACAUUUAACUUGCCUUACUAUUCUGAUGACAUAGAGGCCUCAAAGGCUUUGACUAUGCUAAGAAAGAUCGCCAAAAUUCAAGCAGACUCUGCCGAUGUGGAGUUUAGAGUGUCUAACCCAAACCAUCACGAGAUCAAUAUGAAAAUUCUAACGCGAGUUAUCAAUAUGAUUGAUUGUGAAAAGUUGAGGAUUUUCCCUGGUCGGAAUAUAAAACGGAACGAAAAUGCCAAUAGAACGGACCUACUUAGCUAUAACGACGAAGCACGGAAUACUGUCGAACAUGCUGACUACGAAUCGGCGCUCCAGAUUACUUUUUUAACCGCGAUCUCUAGUGGGCUUCCAGAUCUGAUAAACAGCGAGUUUAUCUUGCUGCGACCAGCUGCGGCGGUAGUUCUAGAAGGUCUGGAAUUCAAAAACAUGUCUUAUCUUAGCCAACUUAGACUAUUAGACGGCUACACUCUUGCUUUUGAGCGUCUACCCCAAAUAGUUUCCAUUGACUUCUCAAUUCUCCAUGACUCUUUUCACAGAUGUCAAGCAAUUGAAUUCCGAGACAAAUGGCGCCUAGAAUUAACACUUGCUGGACUUGACAAUUCUGUUGUUCGACACCCCCACCUAACUCUAAAUAUGCCCUGGCGAACCCUUCAGUAUUUGGUCAAAAACAAUGCUAAUCCAAUUAUCGUUCACACUAUUUGGGUUCCCGAUUCUGUUUCAAAUACCCACCAAGAGUUACUUGAAUUCUAUCAACAAGAGAAGCAAUAUGACCUUCGAGUUUUUGCGUACAACAUUCGUUUCGAGUUUGGCCCCGAUACGCCAUGUAAUCUCGCUGCCAAUAAUGCGGCGAUUUACACAACCGGCAACAUGCUUAAACACGGAAUCAAAAUUGGUGCAAUUAAGGUCUCUUAUAGCCCCAAGCGAAAAGACUUUAUAAGGACCAUAUCUCAAUUCUCUAUUAUCGGAGCAAUACCAAGUCGGGUGGCAACAGAAGCUGAUGAUCAAAAUAUUGUGUGUUGUGGUGACCGUCUCAAUCAACCCAAUUGGUCACUUCCAGAGACAGUUGACAUUAAAAUGGACAACAAGCUCUUAAAACUUCGACUUGAGAGUCGCGAGGAACAUCGUAUAGCUGGGCGAUUCUGUCAGAACUUAACCUACAAAACACUUAACAUCAUUGGCGAUAAGAAACCAAACCCAGACCAGGUUAAGCAGUGUAUGCAGCUUCUUGAUCUAUUGGAAUCCAUCAGAGGCCAAAAGCUAUGCAUUUCGAAUAUUCGUGAUAAGAGAAAAACCACGAGCAAGUUUGAUUUAGUCACUCUGAAGGAAGAAACGACCCAAUUCCCCCGAUACACCCUUGAUCUCGAUACUUUGAUAUUAGACAAUGUUGAUGAGGCCAUUAUUUAUAGGAUGUUUGGACGUUAUAAUAUUGUCAAGCUAAAUGAACUGCAUAUUUUGAACCAGGCAUUUAAGAAUCUGGCUAUCGUUCAGCUUCUUUCCUUCUCACUAGGCCCGAUAGACACAAAGCUUGUGCUCAAUGAUCUGGCUAACCUAAAUGAGAUUGUGCGUUAUAACCGGCGAGAUCAAAUCAAAGGCUUUUCGUUGUUCAAAUACGUGGAAGAUUUCCUGCAGUGCAACCAAUCAGUGGACGACCUUCAUCUAAAUAUGUUGGUCUUGUACACGGACGGCAUUGGUGUUGAUGAAUCCGACCCAGCCCUAUCUACAAUUCGAUCCUACGGCAUUGAGCUGCUAACGAAUAGCACUCUCGAUAACUAUUUCGCCAAUAUGUCAGCAAUACAGGAUACGAAUGUACUAGUGCUUUAUGGCAUCACGAUUGAGGCCUUAAAAGCAGAUAUAGCUAAGUGUCAAGCUCAGGUCCAAAGUCAAAAUCCAUCCGAAGCAGAAACCCCGGUCAAAAACCCGCAUAUCACGGAGUUGUCCCUAAACUUCCACAAGCGGCACAAACUAACCGAAUUCACCUUAGUGGAUAUUAUCAACUGGGUGGCCUGUCGAUUUGAAAACGUGAUCAAAUUGCAACUGAUAAAUGCUAAGGCAUCAAAGAAAGAACGGAGGAUAAUAGCUUCGCGCAACUACCUAUUCCGCGGGCUGCCAGCACUCAACAACAUUCAACUGCUCGAUCCAAAUUUAAACAACUCAUUUAUUGAACUGCUAAGCCGGCCAUAUCGUCAUGUUCUCAUGUCAGAAGUUCCAUGUCCAGAAUCCAUUGCCAUUGUGACAUUAUCUACCGUGUUAGAGUGGCUUGCUAAGAAUGUAGGCGAUCUUAGUGAGCUUACUAACAAGCACAUCAAUCCUGAGGCAACCUUCCACCAUAUUGAACGCGAGCUUACGGCAAACAAUGAAAGCAAUGGAAACAAAAAGCACGAUGAGGAAGAUGAGGAAGAUGAGGAAGAUGAGGAAGAGGAGGAAGAGGAGGAAGAGGAGGAAGAUGCUAAUAUGUGCAAGAUUUGCUACACCUACGACGAGCCAAAUCAAGGAUGGUUAUGGAGAAAUCCAUUGCAAGCUAACAACUCCGUGACAACACUUUGCUACUUCUCGUGCAGGCAUCGUUGUUGUAAUAGAUGCGUGGUCAAGCUUUUGGAGAAAACCUCCCCGAUAUGCCAUAUGUGUCGAAAGCCAUUAGUAUUCAAGAAUAAUAUCUACCGUCUUAUCCGUGUUCCUCGAAAUGGCUUUGGCUUCUUCAAUUCAGGCGCCAAAGUAUCUGAGGCUGACAACAAAUGGCUAGAUAGCCAGGCCUGGGUUGAUGGUCACGUUUAUUUGUAUGUCGCAGAUAGACAACCAACUGAUAUUGCCACUAUGCACAAAAGAGUGCCAUCCUAUGACAAAUCUAAUCCAAUUCAUGUCAUUUGA
Messenger RNA from Nematocida homosporus, 3231 nucleotides. RefSeq lists its product as uncharacterized. Lineage: Eukaryota; Fungi; Microsporidia. The record is from RefSeq and is a predicted model, not a curated record. The coding region runs from base 1 to 3231 and encodes 1076 amino acids. The transcript has a single exon.